AUGGGGUACCACACUGCCAGCUUGUGGGUGCUAUGGUUGGCUUUGGGCCUCUCUGAUGCUGUAGAUGUGAGAACAGGUCGAAUCCGUAAUCAUGGUCACUACGUCUGCAGUACCUGGGGAAACCAUCAUUUCAAAACCUUUGAUGGGGAUUUCUACCAGUUUCCUGGCAGCUGUAGCUACAAUUUGGCCUCAGACUGUGGAGAGUCCUAUCAGGAGUUCUCUGUCCACGUCCACCGGUCCAUGGUCAGUGGUCACCCCCAUAUAGACAAGAUCACCGUCGCAAUCAAAGAUGUCAUCAUUCAGCUGAAAAGUAGCAUCGUGAUAGUGAACGGAGCCAUAGCUAAGACACCUUACUACAGCUUUGGAAUCCUGAUUCAUAAAAACGAUGCCUAUUUUAAGUUGUACACAAAGACGGGCUUGACCCUCAUGUGGAAUAAAGAAGAUGCUGUCAUGCUGGAACUGGAUCCAAAGUUUAAUAACCGUACCUGCGGUCUGUGUGGUGAUUACAAUGGUGUCCCUCUUUAUAAUGAAUUUGUAUCUGGGAGUAUUAUACUGAACCCAAUACAAUUUGGAAAUUUGCAAAACAUUCAUGACCCAAAUGAUGAGUGCACAGACAAAGAUGAGACUCAGAAAACAGACACAGCGCAAUGUUCCCAAUUCCGCUCUGUGUGUGAACAGCACCUGAGACAUGAGGCAUUCUCAGACUGUGAAAGUCUCCUGAACCUGGAAAACUACAUCCAGGCCUGCAUGCUGGACAUGUGCUCCUGUGAUCACUCUCAAGACUCCUUCUGCUUGUGUAGCACCAUCACUGAGUAUUCCCGACAAUGCUCUCACGCUGGAGGACGUCCGGGAAACUGGAGAACUGAUAACUUCUGUCCUAAACAAUGUCCUGCAAAUAUGAUUUAUCAAGAAAGUGCCUCGCCUUGCAAGAACUCGUGCUCCCACCUAGAAAUACACAGCUUGUGUGAGGAGCAUUACAUGGAUGGCUGCUUCUGUCCUGAAGGCACUGUACAGGAUGAUUAUACCAACAGGGGCUGUGUACCGGUCAGCCAGUGUCACUGCAAGCAUCGAGAUACUUUAUAUGCGCCCGGAGAAACCAUGGAAAACGACUGCGAUGAAUGCCACUGUGUAGCAGGAAAAUGGAGUUGUACAGAUCGGUCCUGCCCAGGAGUUUGCGCCAUUGAAGGUGGAGCACAUUUCACCACUUUUGAUAAGAAGGCCUACACUUUUCAUGGGAACUGUUACUAUGUGUUAUCUAAGGGCAAUUCAAAUGAAUCACAUGUAAUAUUAGGUGAACUGACACCCUGUAGUUCUUCCGAGAGAGAAACCUGUCUUAAAUCUGUUGUAUUCCUGACAGACAACAAGAACAAUGUUGUGAUCAUCAAAGCAGAUGGCACAGUGCUAUUCAAUGAGCUUAAAAUAACCUUGCCUCAUCUAACAGCCAGUUUUUCAGUCCUGCAGCCGUUUGAAAACUAUAUCAUUCUUCAAGCUAUAAAUGGCCUCAAAAUGCAGAUUCAGCUGUCUCCGACAAUGCAGUUAUACCUUACAAUGGAGAAAUUCGCCAAAGGACAACUGCAAGGUCUUUGUGGAGACUUUAACUCUAAGGAAGGAGAUGACUUUAAAACAUCUGGAGGUCUUGUGGAAGCCACAGCAUCAGCCUUUGUCAACACGUGGAAGGCCCAGGCCAGUUGCCAUGACAUAUCUGACUGGUUGGAGGAUCCGUGCAGCCUCAGCAUUGAGAACAAAAAUUACGCAGAAUAUUGGUGCUCUAACUUGGAAAGGGAGGAGUCUGCUUUUGCCAAGUGUCAUUCCACAAUAGAUCCUACUGAAUAUGUAAAGAGAUGUCGCUAUGACUCAUGUAACUGUAAGGACAGUGAGCACUGUAUGUGUGCAGCUCUCUCCUCCUACGUCAGAGCCUGUGCCGCGAAAGGGAUCAUUCUCUGGGGAUGGAAGAAAGGGAUCUGUGACAAGGACAUUCAUUCUUGUCCAUCUACCCAAGUUUAUCUGUACAACUUGACUACAUGCCAACCAACCUGCCAAUCCCUGGCAGAGGGCGAGAAGUCUUGUCACACUGUCUUUACACCAGUAGAUGGCUGUGGGUGUCCAGACGGACAGUAUUUGAAUGAAAAGGACCAUUGUGUAGAUGUAGCUAAAUGUUCCUGCUAUUACCAAGGCACAUAUGUUCAGCCAUUAGAUGUUAUCUACAAGCACGAUGAGCGCUGCUCCUGCCAUCAUGGAAAACUUCUCUGCACCACACCAGUCAAUGAAACUUGUCCUGCUGGAAAAGUCUACUUUGACUGUAACAAGGCCUACUCAGGGGUUUCACGAUCUACAGUACAUAGAAGCUGCAAGACUCUGGGAGUUGAAUACUUCCAGACAGAGUGUAUCUCAGGAUGUGUUUGCCCCAAUGGACUUCUAGAUGAUGGAGCUGGAGGCUGCGUCCCUGAAGACAGGUGUCCUUGUGUCCAUAAUGAAGACAUUUAUCCCCAUGGAUCCAAAGUGAAAGUUGACUGCAAUACAUGCUCAUGUCAGAGAGGAAGAUGGACGUGUACUAAUGCUAUCUGCUAUGGAACAUGUAUAAUCUAUGGAAAUGGUCAUUAUAUCACAUUUGACGACAAAUUUUAUGACUUCGAUGGAAACUGUGAAUUUGUUGCUGCCCAGGAUUACUGUGGCCCCAACCACUCUGCAGGCAACUUCAGCAUCAUCAUAGAGAACAUCCCAUGUGGCACCACCGGCGUUACUUGUUCCAAGUCUAUAAAAGUCUUCCUAGGAAAAACUGUACUGAAGUUAGCAGACAAGCACAUAGAGGAAACAACAGGUGAAGGUGUGAAGCGUGUGACAUACCUGACCCGGGAAGUGGGGAUUUACAUGGUCAUUGAAGCAAGCAACGGAAUUCUUUUGAUUUGGGAUAGAAAAACAACUAUUUUCAUUAAGGUGUCACCAGCAUACAAGGGAAAACUUUGUGGCUUAUGUGGAAAUUUUGAUGACAACUCACAAAACGACUUUAAAACCAGUCAUAUGUUACAAGUCAAUGAUGUGCUGGAGUUUGGAAACAGCUGGAAGUUGGAUGCCUCCUGUCCUGAGGCAACCGAAAUCAUCAAUCCCUGUAGCAAAAACCCACAUCGCCACUCCUGGUCAGAAAAACAGUGCGGACUUAUCAAAAGCCAAGUAUUCAAAGUCUGUCAUAGCAAGGUUGAUCCAAUACCAUUUUAUGAGGCCUGUGUAAAUGAUGCCUGCUCAUGUGACAGUGGUGGAGACUGUGAAUGCUUCUGUACCGCAGUCGCUGCCUAUGCUCAAGAGUGUACCAAAGCAGAAGCCUGUGUCUACUGGAGAACACCAGACAUAUGCCCCAUAUUUUGUGACUAUUACAAUCCUGAGGAUGAAUGUGAAUGGCAUUAUCACCCAUGCGGCAAUCACGAAAUUCAGACAUGUCGUUCCAUUAAUAACGUCUACACAAAUGUCACCAUUACUUAUCUGGAAGGUUGUUACCCUAGUUGUCCACAGGACCGGCCUAUAUUUGAUGAGUCAAACAGAAUAUGCGUAACCAAGGAGGACUGUGGCUGUUACAUUAACAAUACUCACUAUGACAAGGAUAAUCCUGUGCCUACUACUAUACCUUGUACUUCUUGUGUCUGCACCUCUGAAUCAAAGGUCGAGUGUUUUUACAAUCAAUCAGCAUGUUUCUGUAUGAUCAAUGGGACAAGAUAUGAAGAAGGUGAAAUCAUAUCUGCAGAAGAACAGUCUGGAGUUUGCAUUGAAAGACGAUGUGAAAAUGGGAAUGUUACAGUAAAUGUUACAGUCUGUACUACUACAGCACCUACUACAACAUCAAUCACUACUGUUACUACUACUCCUACUGUAUCCACCACAACAGUCACAACUCCUGUGACAACAACAAGCCCUCCAUCUACAACUUGUGUUCUUCAAGAAGUUUGCCUUUGGACCGAAUGGUUUGAUGUCAGCAAGCCAAAAGAUGAUGUUGGUAGCGGUGAUUAUGAAACAUAUGACGAGAUAAGAAAGCAUCACAAAUUCUGUGACGUCCCAGAGAAAAUUCAAUGCAGAGCAGCAAAUGCUCCUGAUGUCAGCUUAGAUGAAUUGAAUCAGGUUGUAUAUUGCAAUGUAUCAUAUGGACUCAUUUGUAGGAACAGUGAGCAGAGCACAGGGAGCAGCCUUUGGCAAAAGUGCUUCAAUUAUGAGAUCAGCGUAUACUGUUGCAGCAUUGAUUGUGUUCAUUCCACAACGCCAGCUACCACAACAUUCACUACCACUACUACUACAACGACAACUUCACCAACGACAACUCCACCAACAACUUCACCAACGACAACUCCGCCAUCAACAACUUCACCAACGACAACUCCACCAACAACAACGUCACCUACGACAACUCCACCAACAACAAUGUCACCUACGACAACUCCACCAACAACAACGUCACCUACGACAACAACAUCUACAACUCCAGAGCCCACAUCAACUUCAACAAAGACCACAACUACUAGCCCCACUACUACCAGUGUGACCACAACUUUGCCAACAACAGUCACCACCACAGAGUGUACAACUGAAGAAACUGAAGAGACAACUCCAACUCCAACACCAACAAAUCCUGGCCCCUGUGAUCCUGAUUGCAAGUGGUCACAAUGGUUUGAUGUGAGUUAUCCUAAAUAUGAACCCAAUGGAGGAGAUUUUGAGACCUAUGAGAACAUCACAAAUGCUGGACAUGAAGUGUGUAAGGAGUAUGAGACCAGAAACAUUUCCUGCAGAGCACAGAAAUUCCCAGAUAUGACACUUGACCAGCUGGGACAGACAUUGACCUGUGAUGUCUCCACUGGCCUAAUCUGUUACAACAAAGAUCAAACAGGGUUCAUGCCUGUGUGCUACAACUAUGAGAUCAGUGUAUACUGCUGCCGACCUUUACCUGAAUAUUGUGAAAGUACAACCUCUAAAACCACUACCACAACUACAACUACUACUCAAAGUACUACUACUAAAAUCACAACUACCACAGAGACAUUAAGUCCUACCACUACAGCACCAACAACCACAACAACUGAAAGUACAACUCCCACCACUACAGAGACCACAACAUCUGUAACUACAACACCAACAACUACAACAACUGAAAGUACAACUCCUACCACUACAGAGACCACAACAACAUCUGAAACCACAACACCAACACCCACAACAACUGAAAGUACAACUUCCACCACUACAGAGACCACAACAUCUGUAACUACAACACCAACAACCACAACAACUGAAAGUACAACUCCUACCACUACAGAGACCACAACAACAUCUGAAACCACAACACCAACAACCACAACAACUGAAAGUACAACUUCCACCACUACAGAGACCACAACAUCUGUAACUACAACACCAACAACCACAACAACUGAAAGUACAACUCCUACCACUACAGAGACCACAACAACAUCUGAAACCACAACACCAACAACCACAACAACUGAAAGUACAACGACUACAAAGUUCACUACAACUUCAGACUCUGCUUCUAAACACACAGAGCCUACAACUCCAACCCCCAGCGUAACUACAACAAAGAGCACAACUACAAGCCCCACUACAACCAGUGUGACCACAACUUUACCAACAACAGUCACCACCACAGAGUGUACAACUGAAGAAACUGAAGAGACAACUCCAACGUCACGUCCAAGUACCGUAACUCCUAACUGUGAUCCUUUCUGCACAUGGUCACAAUGGUUUGAUGUGAGUACUCCUAAAUAUGAACCCAAUGGAGGAGAUUUUGAGACAUAUGAGAGCAUUAAGAAUGCUGGAUUUGAAGUGUGUGAAGGAGACAUGAGACCAGAGAACAUUUCCUGCAGAGCAACAAAAUACCCAGAUAAGCCAAUACAACAAUUGGGACAGAUGGUGACCUGUGAUGUCUCCAUUGGGCUCAUCUGUAACAACAAAGAUCUUAUAGGAUACAAGCCAGUGUGCUACAACUAUGAGAUCAGUGUGUACUGCUGCCGACCUCUACCUGAUUUCUGUACAACUACAACCUCUACAACUACAACAUCAACAACCACCUCUGAGACUACAACUACAACAAGUACAUCACCAACAACCACCUCUGAGACUACAACUACAACAAGUACAUCACCAACAACCACCUCUGAGACUACAACUACAACAAGUACAUCACCAACAACCACCUCUGAGACCACAACUACUCCUUUCAUUACAAGUACUCCAGAGCCUCCAACACCAACCAUUACAAAGACCACAACGACUACAUCAGUAACCACAACUUCAAGUCCAACAACUACUACAGAGACCACACCAACUCAAAGUACGAGCACAUCACCAACAACUACCACCUCACAGUCUACAAACACUCCUAUCAUUACAUCUACUCCAGAGCCUUCGACUCCAACUAUUACAAAGACCACAACAACUACAUCGGUGACAACAUCUUCACCAACUCCUAACUGUGAUCCUGUUUGCAAGUGGUCACAAUGGUUUGAUGUGAGUACUCCUAAAUAUGAACCCAAUGGAGGAGAUUUUGAGACAUAUAAGAACAUUGAGAAUGCUGGAUUUGAAGUGUGUGAGGGUGAUAUGAGACCAGAGAACAUUUCCUGCAGAGCAACGAAAUACCCAGAUAAGCCAUUACACCAGCUGGGACAGAUGGUGACCUGUGAUGUCUCCAUUGGGCUCAUCUGUAACAAUAACGAUCUUAUAGGAUACAAGCCUGUGUGCUACAACUAUGAGAUCAGUGUGUACUGCUGCCAACCUCUACCUGAUUUCUGUACAACUACAACCUAUACAACUACUGCAACAACUACCACCAACUCUGAGACGACAACUACAUCACCAACAACCACAACUCCAACAACUACAACUACUUCUCCAACAACCACCACCUCUGAGUGGACAACCACAUCACCAACAACCACCACCUCUGAGACUACAACUACAUCACCAACAACCACAAGUACAGCAACUUCAACUACUUCACCAACAACCACUACCUCUGAGUGGACAACUACAUCACCAACAACCACCACCUCUGAGACGACAACUACAUCACCAACAACCACAACUACAGCAACUUCAACUAAUUCACCAACAACCCACAGUUCUGAGUGGACAACUACAUCACCAACAACCACCACCUCUGAGAUUACAACUCCAUCACCAACAACCACCACCUCUGAGUGGACAACUACAUCACCAACAACCACCACCUCUGAGACGACAACUACAUCACCAACAACCACAACUACAUCAACUUCAACUAAUUCACCAACAACCCACAGUUCUGAGUGGACAACUACAUCACCAACAACCACCACCUCUGAGACUACAACUCCAUCACCAACAACCACCACCUCUGAGUGGACAACUACAUCACCAACAACCACCACCUCUGAGACGACAACCACAUCACCAACAACCACAACUACAGCAACUUCAACUAAUUCACCAACAACCCACAGUUCUGAGUGGACAACUACAUCACCAACAACCACCACCUCUGAGACUACAACUCCAUCACCAACAACCACCACCUCUGAGUGGACAACUACAUCACCAACAACCACCACCUCUGAGACGACAACUACAUCACCAACAACCACAACUACAGCAACUUCAACUAAUUCACCAACAACCCACAGCUCUGAGUGGACAACUACAUCACCAACAACCACCACCUCUGAGACUACAACUCCAUCACCAACAACCACCACCUCUGAGUGGACAACUACAUCACCAACAACCACCACCUCUGAAACUACAACUACAUCAUCAACAACCACCACCUCUGAGACGACAACUACAUCACCAGCAACCACCACCUCUGAGACCACAACUACUUCUGUCAUCACGAGUAUUUGUGUUCCUGAUUGCAAGUGGUCACCGUGGUUUGAUGUGAGUUAUCCAAAAUAUGAACCCAAUGGAGGAGAUUUUGAGACCUAUAAGAACAUCACAAAUGCUGGAUUAGAAGUGUGUGAGGGUGAUAUGAGACCAGAGGACAUUUCCUGCAGAGCACAGAAAUUCCCAGAUAUGACACUAGACCAGCUGGGACAGACAUUGACCUGUAAUGUCUCCACUGGCCUCAUCUGUUACAACAAAGAUCAAACAGGGUUCAUGCCUGUGUGCUACAACUAUGAGAUCAGUGUGUACUGCUGCCGACCUCUACCUGGUUUCUGUACAUCUCCAACCACCACUACUACAACUACAACCUCAGACUCUGCUUCUAAAAACACAGAGCCUACAACUCCAACCCCCAGUGUGACUACAACAAAGAGCACAACUACAAGCCCCACUACAACUAGUGUGACCACAACUUUACCAACACCAGUCACCACCACAGAUAUAGUUACUUCUAUAACUCCUAACUGUGAUCCUUCCUGCACAUGGUCACCGUGGUUUGAUGUGAGUUAUCCUAAAUAUGAACCCAAUGGAGGAGAUUUUGAGACAUAUGAGAACAUCACAAAUGCUGGAUUAGAAGUGUGUGAGGGUGAUAUGAGACCAGAAAACAUUUCCUGCAGAGCACAGAAAUUCCCAGAUAUGACACUAGACCAGCUGGGACAGACAUUGGCCUGUGAUGUCUCCACUGGCCUAAUCUGUUACAACAAAGAUCAAACAGGGUUCAUGCCUGUGUGCUACAACUAUGAGAUCAGUGUGUACUGCUGCCGACCUUUACCUGAAGAAUGCUUUACAACAACCUCUAAAACCACUACUACAACUACAUCACCAACAACUACCACCUCUGAAACUACAACUACAUCACCAACAACCACCACUUCUGAAACUACAACUACAUCACCAACAACCACCACCUCUGAAACUACAACUCCAUCAUCAACUACCACCACCUCUGAGACUACAACUACAUCACCAACGACCACCACCUCUGAGACUACAACUACAUCACCAACGACCACCACCUCUGAGACUACAACUACAUCACCAACGACUACCACCUCUGAAACUACAACUCCAUCACCAACAACCACCACCUCUGAGACUACAACUACUUCUGUCAUCACAAGUACUCCAGAACCUCCAACACCAACCACUUCAACUGCUACAACUACUCCUAACUGUGAUCCUGUUUGCAAGUGGUCACAAUGGUUUGAUGUGAGUACUCCUAAAUAUGAACCCAAUGGAGGAGAUUAUGAGACUUAUGAGAACAUUGAGAAUGCUGGAUUUGAAGUGUGUGAGGGUGAUAUGAAACCAGAGAACAUUUCCUGCAGAGCAACGAAAUACCCAGAUAAGCCAUUAUACCAGUUGGGACAGAUGGUGACCUGUGAUGUCUCCAUUGGGCUCAUCUGUUACAACAAAGAUCUUAUAGGAUACAAGCCAGUGUGCUACAACUAUGAGAUCAGUGUGUACUGCUGCCGGCCUUUACCUGACUAUUGCCCAACUACACCUUAUACAACUACUUCAACUACAUCACCAACAACAUCUGAGACUACAACUUCUAGAACUCCAUCACCAACGACCACCACCACUGAGACGACAACUACAUCACCAACGACCACCUCUGAGACUACAACUACUUCACCAACAACUACCACCUCUGAGACUACAACUACUUCACCAACAACCUGUGAUCCUGUUUGCAAGUGGUCACAAUGGUUUGAUGUGAGUACUCCUAAAUAUGAACCCAAUGGAGGAGAUUAUGAGACAUAUGAGAACAUUGAGAAUGCUGGAUUUGAAGUGUGUGAGGGUGAUAUGAAACCAGAGAACAUUUCCUGCAGAGCAACAAAAUACCCAGAUAAGCCAUUAUACCAGUUGGGACAGAUGGUGACCUGUGAUGUCUCCAUUGGGCUCAUCUGUAACAACAAAGAUCUUAUAGGAUACAAGCCAGUGUGCUACAACUAUGAGAUCAGUGUGUACUGUUGCCGGCCUUUACCUGACUAUUGCCCAACUACACCUUAUACAACUACUACAACUACAACAACUACAUCACCAACAACAUCUGAGACUACAACUUCUAGAACUCCAUCACCAACGACCACCACCACUGAGACGACAACUACAUCACCAACUACCACCUCUGAGACUACAACUUCUAGAACUCCAUCACCAACGACCACCACCACUGAGACGACAACUACAUCACCAACUACCACCUCUGAGACUACAACUACUUCACCAACAACCACCACCUCUGAGACUACAACUUCAUCACCAACAACCACCACCUCUGAGACUACAACUACUUCACCAACCACCACCACCUCUGAGACUACAACUCUUUCACCAACAACUACUACCUCUGAGACUACAACUUCAUCACCAACAACCACCACCUCUGAGACUACAACUACUUCACCAACAACCACCACCACUGAGAGUACAACUACUUCUGUCAUCACAAGUACUCCAGAAUCUCCAACAUCAACCACUUCGACUGCUACAACUACAUCAGUGACCGCAUCUUCAACAACUCCUAACUGUGAUCCUGUUUGCAAGUGGUCACAAUGGUUUGAUGUGAGUACUCCUAAAUAUGAACCCAAUGGAGGAGAUUAUGAGACAUAUGAGAACAUCAAGAAUGCUGGAUUUGAAGUGUGUGAGGGUGAUAUGAAACCAGAGAACAUUUCCUGCAGAGCAACAAAAUACCCAGAUAAGCCAUUAUACCAGUUGGGACAGAUGGUGACCUGUGAUGUCUCCAUUGGGCUCAUCUGUAGCAACAAAGAUCUUAUAGGAUACAAGCCAGUGUGCUACAACUAUGAGAUCAGUGUGUACUGCUGCCGGCCUUUACAUGAUGAUUGCCUAACUACAACUUAUGCAACUACUACAACUACAACAACUACAUCACCAACAACAUCUGAGACUACAACUUCUAGAACUACAUCACCAACGACCACCACCACUGAGACGACAACUACAUCACCAAUAACUACCACCUCUGAAACUACAACUACUUCACCAACUACCACCACCUCUGAGACUACAACUACUUCACCAACAACCACCACCUCUGAGACUACAACUACUUCACCAACAACCACCACCUCUGAGACUACAACUUCAUCACCAACAACCACCACCUCUGAGACUACAACUACUUCACCAACAACCACCACCUCUGAGACUACAACUCUUUCACCAACAACCACCACCUCUGAGACUACAACUUCAUCACCAGCAACCACCACCACCACUGAGAGUACAACUACUUCUGUCAUCCCAAGUACUCCAGAACCUCAAACAUCAACCACUUUGACUGCUACAACUACAUCAGUGACCACAUCUUCAACAACUCCUAACUGUGAUCCUGUUUGCAAGUGGUCACAAUGGUUUGAUGUGAGUACUCCUAAAUAUGAACCCAAUGGAGGAGAUUAUGAGACAUAUGAGAACAUUGAGAAUGCUGGAUUUGAAGUGUGUGAGGGUGAUAUGAAACCAGAGAACAUUUCCUGCAGAGCAACAAAAUACCCAGAUAAGCCAUUAUACCAGUUGGGACAGAUGGUGACCUGUGAUGUCUCCAUUGGGCUCAUCUGUAACAACAAAGAUCUUAUAGGAUACAAGCCAGUGUGCUACAACUAUGAGAUCAGUGUGUACUGCUGCCGGCCUUUACCUGACUAUUGCCCAACUACACCUUAUACAACUACUACAACUACAACAACUACAUCACCAACAACAUCUGAGACUACAACUUCUAGAACUCCAUCACCAACGACCACCACCUCUGAGACUACAACUACUUCACCAACAACCACCACCUCUGAGACUACAACUUCAUCACCAACAACCACCACCUCUGAGACUACAACUUCAUCACCAACAACCACCACCUCUGAGACUACAACUUCAUCACCAACAACCACCACCUCUGUGAUUACAACUAUAUCACCAUCAACCACCACUACAACUUCUACAACGACCAGAACUCCAACGCAUAGCGUCGAAAUCAGAACACCGCCACUUACAACGUUGUCCACACCAUCUAACGAAACCCUAUACGAACCAACUACGAUUAGUCCAACAACCACAAACUUUUCUACUAGUUCUGUUACAACUCCAGAAACCACCACCACUUCUCAGACGACCAUCAUGUCUUCCACACCAUGUGUCUGCUUGUACCAUGGGACACCAUAUCCACCAGAUCAAACAAUAACUACUGGUUUUAUAAAUGAAACUUGUUACGAAGUCAUUUGCACUAAAGAAUGCGUGCUACGAGUUAAUCACUGGAAUUGCAACUCCACCAGCACACCAACACAGACUACUACUACAACGCCCACCACCACAAGUCCUUCAACACCACCACAAAGCAGCACCAUACCACCGGAAAUCAUAACCAACACUACAACUACUACCAGCACACCAACACAGACUUCUACUACAACGCCAACCACAACAUCAACAACAAAGUCCACAACUACAACAUCUAUGGUCAUGUCAACAAGUAAAAAACCUGGUUGUCCAUUUGACCCAUAUCGCGAGCAUAAUGAAACCUGGAUGCUGUGUAACUGCACUAUGGCUAGGUGUCUGGAAAACAACACAGUAGAGAUCAUUGAACUCAAGUGUGAACCACCACCUAAGAUCACAUGUGCUAAUGGUCUUCAACCCAUAGCUGUACCAGAUGAAGACCUCUGCUGCUGGCACUGGGAGUGUGAUUGUGUGUGCAAUGGCUGGGGAGACCCCCAUUAUAUCACAUUUGAUGGGACCUAUUAUAGUUUCCAAGGCAACUGCACCUAUACCUUAGUGGAGGAAAUUGAAAAGAAGAUUGACAACUUUGGAGUAUACAUUGAUAACUAUGAUUGCGGAGCACAAGACCGAGUCUCUUGCCCUCGUGAUAUCAUUGUCCAGCAUGAAUCGCAGAUAAUACGCAUUAAAGCAAAAAGCUUGAUACCAAUAAGCUUACAGGUUCUCAUAAAUGAUGAAAUAGUUGGAUUACCUUAUAAGAAAUAUGGAGUUAAAGUGUAUAAAUCUGGCAUUAAUUAUGUUGUGGAAAUACCAGAAUUGGAGACCAAUAUCACAUACAAUGGUUUGUCUUUCUCGGUUAAAUUGCCAUAUAGACUUUUUGGACAUAACACACAAGGGCAGUGCGGUACUUGCACCAACAACAAAACGGAUGACUGCAGGUUGCCUAAUGGUACUAUUAUAUCGAACUGUGAAAUUAUGGCUGAUGCCUGGGUUGUAUCAGAUCCAAGGAAACCAGAAUGUAGUCACUUAAGACCGACAGUACCCCCCAAAGUCACAGUGCGUCCAACCCCCUGCAAACCGUCACCUCUAUGCGACCUCCUUUUGGAAGCACCAUUCAAGGAAUGCCACAAGACCCUGUCACCCAAUGACUUUUACAAAGCUUGCCAGUUUGAUAGCUGCCAUGUUCCAAAUUCCAACAUUGAAUGUACCAGUUUGCAACAAUAUGCUUUCAUCUGUGGAGAUCAAGGUGUUUGCGUUGACUGGAGAUCUCGAGCCCCAGAAUGUCCAUUAUCUUGCCCAUCAUCCAAAGUCUACAAAGCCUGUGGUCCAGUUUUAUCACAAACAUGUGAAACCACUCCAAAAGAAAAUGCUCAGAUUGCAGCAAAUAAUCGCACUGUUGAAGGAUGUUUCUGCCCACCGGGUACAAUACUCUUUAGUCAAGCAGUGGACAUUUGCGUGGAAACUUGUGGAUGUGUUGGAACGGACAACAUACCACGACAAUUUGGGGAACAGUUCCAGCAUAACUGCCAGGACUGCAUUUGCCGAGAAGGUGGUAUUGGAAUCACUUGUCAAGAACAUAAAUGUAAAGAAAUGAAUCAAGUGACCUGUAAUCUGGAAGGUUUCUAUCCAGAGAUCCAGAUCAGUCCCACUGAUAGCUGCUGUAAUGAGACCGUGUGCAAAUGUGACACUAAAUUAUGCUCAACGAAAUCCCCCAACUGUAAGCUUGGCUAUGAAGUGGUUGGAAGCAUUCCAGAUGGACAUUGCUGUCCUGUCUACACAUGCGUUCGUAAGAAUGUCUGUGUGCAUGGAAACGCUGAAUAUUUGCCUGGAGCACCAGUGUUUUCCGACAAAUGCCAGAGCUGUGUGUGUGCAGAGGAUGACCAUAGCCCAACGGGACUAGAGAUAAAAUGCACCCAUGUACCUUGUAACGUAGAGUGCCCGAUCGGCUUUGAGCUGAGACCGAACACAAACGACUGUUGUGGAGUCUGUGAACAAACCCAUUGCGUUAUAAACUAUGGCGGCAGUUACAAACUCAUGAAGCCUGAUACAACUCUAUAUGCUGAAAAUGACAACUGCACCGUGUACAGCUGUGUCGUGUUAAGGAAACAAUUCAUCACAUCCGUCUCAGAAAUCUCAUGCCCUCUUUUUAAUGAGGAUCUAUGUGAACCUGACACCAUUCAGCUUUUACCUAAUGGCUGCUGUAAGAUAUGUAUUGAAAAAACUUCUGGCUGUCACCUGCAAACAAGCUAUGACUAUCUCGUCUACAACAACUGCCGGUCAGAAAAUAGAGUGAGGAUGGCUCGUUGUGAUGGAACAUGUGGAACCUAUUCAUUGUACUCUGCGCAAGCCAAAGCCAUGUCACAUAAAUGUACCUGCUGCCAGGAGGUGCAGACCAGCCAGAAGCACGUCAAGCUCCAAUGUUCUGAUGGCAGUGAGGUAGACCAUGAGUACAUUGAUGUGGAGAAAUGUGACUGCAUGAAUACAGACUGUGGACACGAGAAAACGAGUGCAGAUCAGACUCCUGUCCGUGUGAGACGCUCUGUAAGAAGAAGAGGUCUUAAUUUGCAUUAAGAAGAGCCCAUUUCCAUUUGCAAUGAAGAACGCUAUUAACAACUAAAUAUUUGUCACAUAAUUAAUGUAAUUUUUUUUGUUUUUUUAGCAUGCUG
This is a messenger RNA of Bufo gargarizans (Asiatic toad), 14801 nucleotides long. Its product is annotated as mucin-2-like. Gene Ontology annotation, cellular component: extracellular matrix. NCBI's taxonomy places the organism in Eukaryota, Metazoa, Chordata, Amphibia, Anura, Bufonidae. The record is from RefSeq and is a predicted model, not a curated record. Gene Ontology annotation, molecular function: protein binding.